UGAGGAAGGAGGGGAUGGGAAAUGCCUGAAGAGUUUUGGUGUGCUCAUAGGCUCACCGAAGAUUUAGAGCUAACUGGAAGGAAUCUAGAUCAACCCCCUCAUUUUACAGAGAAACUGAGGCCCGGAGAAAUCACCAAGAUUCCAGCCCAGGCCACCCCGCCCCCACCCCCUAAUGUUGAUGACGCAGUCUGCCCGGAAAGGGAAGUUGAGGGAGGGAGUGGGGCCCUAGCAAGACGGCAGGACCAGCUUCAGGCUCUGCUCUUCCUCAUGUGGCUCCACCUGCUCUGGGGUACCACACUCCUUUCCCAGUUCUUGGGGACUGCCCCGGUCUCCAGGCACUGCGGCUUUCUGGACUACUGGGACCCAAAACGCAGAUGCUGCAGACGGUGUCUAGAGCGCUUCGGACCCCCCAACUGCCCGGAUUACGAGUUCACCCAGCAUUGUGGGCUCAGCGACCGAGGGGACCACCUGGAUGUCCCAUUUGCUCCGUGCCCACCUGGGCUAUGCAACAGGAACUGGGCCGAGCAGUGCAGUCCAUGCCUGGACCAUCCUCAGCCCCAAUCUGGGGCCCCUUCCCAACCCCCAGCAGCCCUACGAAGACGAUCCAGAAACAGCUGUCGUGAGGAACCUGUACCCUCCAGGAAUCCAUGCCAAUGGGAAAAUGUAACAAUACCCACGAAAUCCUUAUCUUCAGCAAGCUCCCUAGGUCCAGGACCAACCAGUGGGCCUCCUACAUCCCUCAGGCCCUGGGUAACUCAAAAACCCUUUACAGGGAGCACAGCCUGGUAUGUAGUGGGCAUCACUGCCCUCCUGGUGGGAGGCCUGCUUGUUUCAGCUGCCUUGCACACAUUAUUGGGGAGGGCUGAAAACAAGGAGAAGGCAGCAGAAGCUGGGGAAGCCUGCAAGUUCUUCCCCCUAACGGAGGGAUCUGUGCCCCCCAUCUUGGCACGCCAGCCCCUCUCACGACUUCUGGAUGAGCUGGAGGUAUUGGAAGAGCUGGUUGUCUUGCUGGACCCUGAGCCGGGGCCCCAUGGGGGCUCCGCCUGGGGAACCACCCGCCACCUGGCUGCCCGUUACGGCCUUCCAGCCUCCUGGGCCACCUUUGCUUACUCCUUGCGGCCAGCACAUUCCCCACUUCGUGCCCUGCUGGAGACAGUGACUGCUCGUGAUCCCACUGCCCAGCUGGGUCAGCUGGUUGACCACCUGGGCCAACUGGGGCGUGGCGAUGCCCUGGAUGUGCUGCACAAGCUCAGGUGAGGUCGCCAGGCCAGCAGCUGCCCAACUCCUCAGGCCCCCCACACUUGGGUCUGCAGACCCUGCUCAGCUGUGCUUGGGGCACUCCCUGCCUCCAGUGAUUGGAACAA
Molecule: messenger RNA, 1364 nt
Organism: Trichosurus vulpecula (common brushtail)
Lineage: Eukaryota; Metazoa; Chordata; Mammalia; Diprotodontia; Phalangeridae
Gene: IGFLR1
Product: IGF like family receptor 1
Source: RefSeq, a predicted model, not a curated record